GAAGCUUCUCGAAAGGCAAUUAAGUAUGGUUACCACUUUAUUUCUAUUUUUAAUUCUAUUCUGAGAAGCUAUCCGUAACGUAGCUUUUGCUUCUUACUUUCUCUCGCUUUUUUCUUUUUAUAAUUAUAUAAUAAAAUAUUUUCCCCUUAUCUCCAUUUCUUCCUUUUUGAAUUUUCCAAUCCUUCCCAUCUUUCCUAGGUCCUACGCACCACACCCUCUAUGUGUCGCCGGAACCUUCUAAAAUCACCGAAAAUUCUGACGGUCGUCUUUCUUGGAACUCUGCAGUUUUGGCUCCAGAUCUGCGAGAAGAGCAUCAUCGAUCUUCUAGUCAAGUACGUACUUUUGGUUGCUUUGAUAUAUUAUAUUAGCUAGCUGGGAAAUGGUUUCUGAGUUGAAUAUAUAUAGGACUUAAUUAGUGAUUCAGGUAAGACGAAGAUGAUAUGACAACACAGCCAAUAGACCGGAACAGUGGAGAGCCGACGGCCGGUGAAAUGUCGAGGUCCGUGCCGACACCGUUUUUAACAAAAACCUACCAGCUCGUCGAGGAUCAAUCCAUUAACGACGUGAUCUCUUGGAAUGAAGACGGAUCUACUUUCAUCGUCUGGAAUCCGACGGAGUUUGCUAGAGAUUUGCUUCCUAAAUAUUUUAAACAUAAUAACUUCUCUAGCUUUGUUAGGCAGCUCAACACCUAUGGAUUUCGGAAAGUCGUACCUGAUCGAUGGGAAUUCGCAAACGACUGCUUCCGGAGAGGUGAAAAAAGUCUCUUAAUUGAUAUCCACCGUCGAAAGGUCGUGAUGCCGAUUGCAACUCCUUGCGCAGCGGUGUCGAUUGUGGCUUCUCCGGCUCCGGCUCCGUCUCCGCCUCCGCCUGCUCAAUCACCGGUGACUGUAUCAACGUCGGAUUCCUGUGAAGAGCAAGUUGUGUCGUCGAACUCAUCUGCAGGAAGCACAGCGGAGCUUCUGGGAGAAAACGAACGGUUAAGGUUGGAAAAUUUACAGCUCAACAAAGAGUUGAGCCAAAUGAAGAAGCUCUGCGGCAAUAUAUACGGUAUGAUGUCGAAUUACGCACAAAGUUCCAACAGCGGUAAUCAAUCGUCGGAGAGUAGUUCGCCGGCGUUGAAACAACUUGAUCUGUUACGGACGGAACGGUCCGUAGAUGAAUCACAACAGGUGAAGGCCGUAGGGAAUGACGAGAGCCGGGCCGAACCGGAGGAGGUACAGGCGAGAUUAUUCGGUUUCUCGAUAGGCGUGAAGCGUGUUAGGGAAGGCGAAGAAGCAGUGGCGGAGCAUGCUCGGGAUUUACGGCUGCAGCAACCUGGAACAGAUGUUAAACCAGAACCGUCUGAUCUGGAAAGUAACGGUGAUAAUGAAGAGACAUCGUGGCUGAUACAUUGCGGUGGACGAAAUCAAAGGGCUUGUAACUGAUGGAGUAGUGUAAUUAACCUUAGAUUAGAGAUUAGCUUUAUCCAAAACGGAGAUUAUAUUAGAGAUUAGCUGAUCAAAAUCGAAAGAGCCAGAUCAAGCAGGUGUUAAUUACAGGUACACGUGAUGCCAUGUGAGGAGUCUUCAAGAAGCUUCUUUGAUCCUCUUUGAUUAAUUCCCUUUGUUUGUUAUACUUGCUAUUUUUGUAGCCGUAAAAAAUGAAUGGUUUUCCACUGGUCUCUUAUCAAAGAGCUGUCGGUGGACAACUUUUUUAGAAUUUUUUGGGAAAAUAGUGCAAAGGAAAGUAAGUUUAUCUCCUUGA
Messenger RNA from Solanum dulcamara, 1743 nucleotides. RefSeq names its product heat stress transcription factor B-2b. Bases 441 to 1424 code for a protein of 327 amino acids. Gene Ontology annotation, biological process: regulation of transcription by RNA polymerase II. Gene Ontology annotation, molecular function: RNA polymerase II cis-regulatory region sequence-specific DNA binding; DNA-binding transcription factor activity. NCBI's taxonomy places the organism in Eukaryota, Viridiplantae, Streptophyta, Magnoliopsida, Solanales, Solanaceae. The transcript is spliced from 2 exons. The record is from RefSeq and is a predicted model, not a curated record. Gene Ontology annotation, cellular component: nucleus.